AUGAAAUCUCACUAUCUUUGUCGACUUCUUUUGUGUUGUGACAAUGACUUAUUACGAGCGCUUGCUAAUUUAACACAUGUUUUACUCGUCAGACAAAAGCGUGGAUUGCUGACAUUUGAAGGCUGUAACAAUAAUAAUACAUUAGAUGAACCUGCUAUUAUGGUAGUCCCUGGUUCCUCCAAGUCUUACAGUGGGAUCAGCCUCUACAAAGAUUUUAUAUCUGCUUUGCCUGUUAAUCUGGCCAAAAGAAUAUUAAGUUUCCUGGAUGAAUCUUGCUUAACUAUCUGCUGUGAAGUGUCGCACCAAUGGCAUCUGCUUGCAAAAGAAACCCUCACUGAGACUGAAUUUAGAAAAAGAGUGAAUAAAAAGAUUGCGAUGUUAAUAAAGCGCAAACCUACAGCCAAUUCUAGUCCAACUUAUGCCAAUAUCAUCAAAGUCCAAGUUCUUGUCAGUGCGGAUGGGUCUGGAGCCAAAGAGGAGCAUAAACUGGUCGAGAUGGAAGAGCGUAAUAUUUACUGUGGUGGAUUCUUUACUAAGGAUAUUAUUGAUAAACACGACUGUCACCGCGUCAUUGACCACAACGGGAACAAACUGAUGGCUGUGAGCUCCAAGAACGGGAUGGUGCAGCUCCUUUAUGUCUCUGCAACGCCCAAAGUCAUCUCUGUGCUCAAAGAAAGCGUGGUUCAAAUCCGAGCUCUGCGUCUGUGUGAGGACAAGGACAUGGUCAUCGCCGGAUGUGUGGACGCAAUCAUCAGGUGUUGGAAUCUGACAAGCCAGUCAUGUGUCAUGGUUCUGUCGGGUCACGCUGCUGCGGUCAACUGUCUGGACGUGUGCGGAGAUACUCUCGUCUCCGGAGCCAGGGACUGCACCCAGUAUAACUUCAGACACAAAGGAACCGUGGAGUGUGUGAAGAUCCAAACCCGAGUCUACAGCGGCUGCAACAAAGGACAGGUCAAAGUGUGGGACCUGGAGACCGCAGCAGAGAUUAAGGUGAUCAGUGGCCAUCUGUGCUCAGUCCGCUGCCUCUUCUUGGACGAAUGGCAUCUUCUGACCGGAGACGUCAAAGGAGUGGUCAAAGCCUGGAGCUCUCACUGUGACGCGAGUGUAGACUGCAUCAGGACGUUCAAACAUCCAAAAGAGGUCACAUCCCUCACGCUCAGCUACCUGCGUGUGGUCACGGCCUGCAUGGAUGGAAAAAUCAGAAUAUUUAACUUUCUAACUGGAGACUGUAUCAAGGUGAUAGUGGCAGUGAACAGUCCCAACGUCCUCCUCUCAGUCCAUUUCCACCACAACAGUUUUGUCGUAAACACGGCUUUAAAUGUGAAGUCUUUCCUUUUCGGGGAGGUUGUUUGGGAUUAUGAGGACAAAAAACAAGUCCAGAACAAAGACGGUUUGAUUUCAAAUAUACCGAAGCUCCCGGCCUCUGCUCCUGUGAAAAACCUGUCUUCCUCCAAUGAGAAAGCGCUCAGAAGGAAGGCUCUGUCGUGUCUGACCAGCGCCACCGAGAUAGGUCUGACAGAAGAACAAAGAGAUUCCAUCAAAGUAGCCCUGAGUGAGAAGGCCACAUCUGCUCGAAUCAAGAGGAGAGGUCCUCAUCACCCCCUGAACACAGACUGCAUCAUGCUGAAGUUGAACGCCGCACAGAAGGCCAGAACCACGGACGAGGCGGCCAUCAACAUGGAGCUUAAUGCCCGGCUCAGAGACGACUGGAGCGCACCACCAGUGACCCCAGCUCCUCUCCCCAAAACUGCUGCUAUGAGUCCAAAAAGUCCACCCAAAAGAGAAGUGUCCACUGCCCCUGGUCGUAUCAUGAGACCCCAGCCCCCUCUGGGAAAACGGCCCUCUCUCAGUACGAAGACACAGCAGCUUCAACGGAACUGCAGCAAGUAA
This is a messenger RNA of Knipowitschia caucasica, 1890 nucleotides long. Lineage: Eukaryota; Metazoa; Chordata; Actinopteri; Gobiiformes; Gobiidae. The record is from the annotation of a GenBank genome assembly.